Cicer arietinum (chickpea) is the source of this 2147-nucleotide messenger RNA. Its product is annotated as probable serine/threonine-protein kinase At1g54610. Gene Ontology annotation, cellular component: cyclin-dependent protein kinase holoenzyme complex; nucleus. Gene Ontology annotation, biological process: protein phosphorylation; positive regulation of transcription elongation by RNA polymerase II. NCBI's taxonomy places the organism in Eukaryota, Viridiplantae, Streptophyta, Magnoliopsida, Fabales, Fabaceae. Gene Ontology annotation, molecular function: RNA polymerase II CTD heptapeptide repeat kinase activity; ATP binding. The record is from RefSeq and is a predicted model, not a curated record.
AUAGAUUCAUUCUUAUUCUUUUUCUACCAAAUAAGAAUCACGCAGUCAUUUUCUCUCUUUGGAGAAAGCAAUUAAAUUAUUGGUUGUUAUGUUUAUGUGCCGUCCCUCGUCUGCUAUUACCAUUAUUCUCUUAUUAUAACCUUACUUACAAUAUCAUCAAGAGUCCAUUACUAUUACCAUUAUUAUUAUUAUUAUUAUGGGCUGUGUUCAAGCCAAACCAUUUGAAUUUGAAUCUGAAAACACAACAAGUGCUCUUGAUAGAUUCAAAAUGGAAAAUGGUUAUGUUCCAACUUCUGAUUUUCUUGCUAAUAGAAGAUCCACUGGUCAAAAACAUGUUCAUCUUCACACUAUUAGUAGGGAGGAGGAUUCUGACUAUCUUCAUAAUAGACAACACCCCACAAAGCAUAAAGUACAAGUAGUUGAUUCUAGUGGAAGGGAAAAGAAAGAUUCUGAUUUCAAAUAUAUUAGUAAGAAGAAGCAGUCGAACAAGUGUUUUGAAGAUGAUAUGGUUGAUGGUUGGCCUAAAUGGUUAGUUGAUAAUGUUCCAACUCAUAUUUUGGCUGCUUUGGUUCCCAAGAGUGCUGAAUCUUACAAAAUGAUUGAUAAGGUAGGACAAGGAACCUACAGCAAUGUCUAUAAAGCUCUAGAUCGAGACACGGGCGAUAUUGUGGCUCUAAAAAAGGUCCGAUUCAAUACAUCAGAGCCCGGAAGCAUUAAGUUUAUGGCAAGAGAAAUCACAAUAUUACAGAGAUUGGAUCAUCCCAAUGUAGUAAAACUUAAAGGGUUAGCCACUUCAAGAAUGCAGUACAGUAUAUAUCUGGUUUUUGAUUUCAUGCCAACAGAUUUGUCAAGAAUUAUUGCUCGGCCCGAAGAAAGACUUACCGAACCACAGGUCAAGUGCUAUAUGCAUCAAUUGCUUUCAGGUCUUCAGCAUUGCCAUGAUAGGGGAAUUUUGCAUCGAGAUAUAAAGGGAUCGAAUCUUUUGAUUGAUAAAAAUGGGAUGCUUCAGAUUGCGGAUUUUGGACUUGCCAACUAUUAUAGCACUAAUCAAGACCAGCCUCUCACAAACCGGGUUGUGACACUAUGGUACAGAGCUCCUGAGCUGUUGUUAGGUUCCACAUAUUAUGGAGUUGGUAUUGAUCUAUGGAGUGCUGGAUGUCUCCUUGCAGAAAUGUUUAAAGGAAUUCCAAUCAUGCCUGGAAGAACAGAGGUUGAGCAACUUCAUAGAAUUUUCAGGCUAUGUGGCACACCGUCGGAAGACUAUUGGAGAAAGUUAAAACUUUCUACAACUUUUAGACCUCCAAAGUCUUAUAGACCUAGCCUGGUAGAAACUUUCAAGGAUCUACCCUCAUCUUCUUUAGGUCUUUUAUGUACUCUUCUUGCUUUGGAUCCUGCAUUCCGCGGCAGUGCAUCUAAGGCUCUUCAAAAUCAGUUUUUCUUUACAAGCCCAUUGGCUUGUGAUCUGUCUGGUCUUCCUGCAAUCUUCAAAGUAGAUGAUAAGCAUAUUCAAGCCAAAGAACAGAUCAAGUAUAUUAACUCUAAAAUCAGGCGUUCUCGUACAUAUCUGGAGCGUCGCAAGAAUUUAGCAUCUAAUAGGCCACUAGAACAUACUGUAUCCUCUAAAGAGGUCUUGAGAAAUAAUGCCGAGGCUGAAACUUAUGCUCCAAGUGAAGAACCAGGUAGUGCAACAAGUAGUACCUCAUCUAGUGUAAACCAAGCUGGAGUUAGGGACCACUCACCCCUCUUUCUCUCUCCAUUUCUGGCUUCCGAUCAAAAGCUGCCCCACAAAAUCUAUAGGCAUGCUAAUAUUGGUGAAAAAAACAUCAAGAACCUUCCUCCAUUAUCCAAGUCAAAGCCAAAUGUAACCAAGAAAGAUGAUAGCAGAUAUAAAACAGACCAGAUUUUCAGGUCCACUUCCACAAGAGAAUUUAGAAAGUUAAAAACAGAACAAAAUUUACUCUUUGAUAUUGAUGACUAGGCAAUCAAAUAUUAUGUACCAAAAAAUGGUUAUUUUCAUUAUAUCAUUUGAUUUGAUGUAUUAUGAAAGUUUCUAUACAUAUUCUAGCAAUAUUUGUGUUAUUGAACAAAAAGGGUCAUGUUCAAUGAAAGAAUUAAAGAAAAAUAUAGUUAGUUAAUUCUUUUGAAUA